GAGUAGAGCUGUUUGUCAUUUUUCGUUUGCAUCCCCUCCUGCAAUCUCCCAAGCGAUCCCAAAUUCUUGCAGAACCCUAAAUUUCCAAUUCCCGAGAAAUGAAGAGGGCAUCGGAGGACGUCGUAGACAAAGUGGAUGGAGCUAAGAAGCCUGUAUUUCUCACGAAAGAGGAACGUCAAAAGCUUGCCCUCCAACGCCGCCAGGAAGAAGUAGCCCAGCAGAAACGACGCGCCGAGCUUCUUCUCCAGGCUAAUAAUGGUCAGGAUUCUAAACCCCACUCCUCGGCUGAAAGAGACCGUGAACGAGACAGAGACCGCGACCGGGACCGGGACCGGGACCGGGACCGCGAUACUGAGCGUCGGAACCGGGACAGGGACAGGGAGCGGGAAAGGGAAAGGGAAAGGGAGAGGGAACGGGAGCGGGAGCGGGAGCGUGAUUCCGAACGUCGGAACCGUGAGAAAGAACGUGAGGAUGAGCAGAGGGCGCGGGAUCGUGCCCGCGUGGAGAAACUGGCCGAGAGGGAGCGUGAAAUUGAGCUUGCUGCUAUAAAGGAGCAGUAUUUGGGUUCCAAGAAACCUAAGAAGAGGGUGAUUAAGCCAAGUGAGAAAUUUCGAUUCUCCUUUGAUUGGGAGAAUACUGAGGACACCUCUCGUGACAUGAACUCCCUCUACCAAAACCCACACGAGGCUCGGCUCCUCUUUGGCCGAGGCUUCCGAGCUGGAAUGGACCGUAGGGAGCAGAAAAAACUUGCUGCCAAGAAUGAGAAGGAGCUUCGUGAUGAGAUUCGCAAGAAGGAAGGCGUCGAGGAGACUCACGAGGAAGCUGCUGCGCAGAAGAAGAAGGAGCAGGCGGCUGAAAAGUAUGAUACCUUUGAUAUGAGGGUGGAUCGUCAUUGGUCUGAGAAGAAGCUUGAGGAAAUGACUGAGAGGGACUGGAGAAUUUUCAGGGAAGAUUUUAACAUUUCUUACAAGGGUUCCAGGAUUCCUCGCCCCAUGAGGAGCUGGGCUGAGAGCAAGUUGGGUCCGGAGUUGCUGAAGGCUGUUGAGAGGGCUGGCUACAAGACUCCAUCGCCCAUUCAGAUGGCUGCCAUCCCUCUUGGCCUACAGCAGCGUGAUGUGAUUGGUAUUGCCGAGACAGGUUCAGGUAAAACUGCUGCUUUUGUUCUUCCUAUGUUGACUUACAUAACUAGACUUCCUCCUAUAAGUGAGGAGAAUGAAGCUGAAGGCCCCUAUGCUGUUGUGAUGGCACCUACAAGAGAGCUUGCACAGCAGAUUGAGGAUGAGACUGUAAAAUUUGCUCAUUAUUUGGGAAUAAAGGUUGUGUCCAUUGUUGGUGGGCAAUCCAUAGAAGAACAAGGCUUUAGGAUUAGGCAGGGUUGUGAGGUUGUCAUUGCUACACCAGGACGACUUCUUGAUUGUUUGGAGAGGAGGUAUGCGGUUCUUAACCAGUGCAAUUAUGUUGUUCUUGAUGAGGCUGACCGUAUGAUUGAUAUGGGUUUUGAACCACAAGUUGUUGGUGUAUUAGAUGCAAUGCCUUCGAGCAACUUGAAACCAGAGAAUGAAGAUGAAGAGCUUGAUGAGAAAAGGAUUUACAGAACCACUUAUAUGUUUAGUGCUACUAUGCCGCCUGCUGUGGAGAGGUUGGCAAGGAAGUACUUGAGAAAUCCAGUUGUCGUCAAUAUUGGCACUGCAGGAAAGGCAACUGAUCUUAUUACCCAACAUGUUAUUAUGACGAAGGAGAAUGAUAAAAUGGAUAGAUUGAAGAGAUUGCUAGAUGAACUAGGUGAUAAGACAGCUAUUGUGUUUGUUAACACUAAGAAAGUUGCUGACAAUGUUGCUAAAACUUUGGAUAAAGAGGGUUACCGUGUAACUACAUUGCAUGGUGGGAAGUCUCAAGAACAGAGAGAAAUAAGCCUUGAAGGUUUUAGGACAAAGAGAUAUAAUGUGUUGGUUGCAACUGAUGUUGCUGGACGAGGUAUUGAUAUACCUGAUGUGGCACAUGUCAUCAACUAUGACAUGCCUGGUAACAUUGAAGCAUACACUCAUCGUAUUGGAAGAACAGGUCGUGCUGGGAAGACUGGUGUGGCUACAACAUUCUUGACUCUGCAUGAUACAGAAGUCUUCUAUGAUCUCAAGCAAAUGCUAAUGCAAAGCAACAGUCCUGUCCCCCCAGAGCUUGCGAGACAUGAGGCGUCAAAGUUUAAGCCCGGGUCAAUUCCGGAUAGACCACCCAGGCGGAAUGACACAGUGUUUGCUCAUUGAUAAUGAAAGAUUGAUGAAUUUCUUCUUUGCAACAUUUUGAGGGUCCCCAAAUUAAGCAGGCCAAAAAGUGGUUGAAAUUAGAGAGACAAGUGCUGAAAAGACCAUCUUGGGUGUGGGAAAUCGCUCUAGCAGUUAGAUUUGGUGUAACUCCCAUGCUUUUGAACCUCCUUAGUUUACAAGUGAAUCCUUCCAUCUUGUGUUGCAUAUGUGUAAUUUGACCUGUCCUUAUUGUACCUUUAGUCUGUCGCCUAUUAGAUGUUUCACUAAGGCCACUUUAUUUGAUGGAUACAAAAUGUAUGAAGUUUAUUUUAUAUGAAUGGUCGAUAUUUUAGGUUAUUACUGCACGGUAUUUGGGAAGGUAGUCUUUCCAAAUGUUCUUGAUCAACUAUUUUCUGUUACUCUGGACUAGCUGAACAAUGAUAUAACUCAAGAAUAGCUUUCUGA
Molecule: messenger RNA, 2705 nt
Organism: Sesamum indicum (sesame)
Lineage: Eukaryota; Viridiplantae; Streptophyta; Magnoliopsida; Lamiales; Pedaliaceae
Product: P-loop containing nucleoside triphosphate hydrolases superfamily protein
Molecular function (GO): ATP binding; nucleic acid binding; RNA helicase activity
Source: RefSeq, a predicted model, not a curated record